AUGCAGGGUGCUGCCAGCGCCCCCGCGCCCCCCGCGGCUGAGCCGCCAUCUUCCCAACAUAUAAAAACAGAGGAAGUCAUCAGUGAAGCAAAGGUCGAGGCUGAUGAAGAAAUGGACGGAGUUCAAAUUGAAAAGAAAGAGCUUCGCGUCACUAGGACGACUAGCAUAGACAGCGACAACCGAUCAGACAGGAGCGAGGAAGAUGACUUGAGAAGAGCGCGCAAACGUGCUGCUUCCACCUCACCGUCACCCAAACCUAUGGACAAAAGAACAGCAAGGUUCGAGUGCCUAAAAUGCCGGCAGCGAUUCGAAUCUGCUAACGCAUAUGACCUUCAUAGAUUCACGGCGCACAGUGACGACACAAAAUCUGGAUUUGAUGACUUAACGUUCGUAGAUUUUUCCAGUAAAAAGUUCCCAGAGAUUGCCCGAGGAGUGUGUGAGCGUAACCCGCACGUGUCAGUGACUGACCAACGUUACCGAUGCGACAUGUGCUGUCGUGACUUUCCGUGUGGACAAGCUUUAGACAUUCACAAGACAUCCUGUCUGUCCAACACACGUAUCCCGAGCCCACGCGAAGAGCGCGAUCGCAGGGACGAUUUCUUUGCUAAAUUAGAUCUCACAAAUAGAUCGUUUGGUAUCACGGGUACAUUAACUCCACCGAUGGAAAGAUUUACACCCAAAUUUGACGAAAACCAUGUGACCAACGGCAUGAGACAUAUCGAUGCUGCCUGCGACUUCGCUGAUAUAAAGUCGAUUUUAAAUGUCACGUCUGCUGGUGGCCUGUUAGAGAGGCUCACUGGCACAAGAGUGGCCUUAGAAAGCUCAAUUUUAACCCCACCGGACACCAUCAUCAAAGAGAGAGAUCAGGAAGAGAGUCAAGAUAACUUCGCGGCAGAGUUUCGCCGCAUGAAACUGCGUGGUGAGUUCCCUUGUAGGCUAUGUCCUGCUAAAUUCCCCAACCUUCGAGCACUGAAAGGCCACAACAGAGUACAUUUGAGUGGAACGGGCCCGGGACCUUAUCAGUGUAACAUGUGUCCCCACGCCUCCUUAGAUAAGGCAGCUCUAGUACGCCACAUGCGUACACACAAUGGCGACAGGCCCUAUGAAUGUGCUGUGUGCAAUUAUGCAUUCACCACAAAAGCCAAUUGCGAGCGCCACUUAAGAAACAGGCAUGCUAAAAUCACCAGAGAAGAUGUGAAACGUUCAAUAAUUUAUCACCCAUCUGAAGACCCAAACAAUGAUGAGAUAAAUUCAAAAUUAGCGAGAGACGAGGUGAAGAGAUCACUCGCAUUUCAGACGCCGGAUAUCGACAGACGAAAUGAAAGCUCAGGACGCGACACUCCGCUCACUCAUUUCAAUCCUAGCUUCAUUACCGAAAGACAUCCUGUCACAAACUUAACUAGCAAACCGUUACCGUUACCCUUGCCUGAGUCACCACUUCCAAUAACGCGAGAUGUGCCGCAGUCCCAACCACGAAUUAAAGUGAAGGGUAUUGGUCAACUGACUCAAAUACCGGAGUUCAGGCAACCAGACAUAACUUACAAAUCCAACGACGUACACGAUUCAUACGACGAAGAAGCUCCCGUCGACUUGAGCACGAGUGACAAUAACAGUUGUGAUGUUCUUGAUCUAAGUAAAAAGAAAAGAGACAUUGAGUCCGAGGAACCUAAAGUCCCACCACGUCCAUCGUUCGAGCCUGACGCUGCCAGUGUCGCAGCUUCAGCUUUUGAAAAAACAAGAUUCCUUUUAGCGUCCCAGAGAUUAUUUGAGAAUUCCCUUCCUAAAAUUGACCCGGCCUACUACGCAUCGCAAUUGUCCCAACUAUACGCUGGUGCUGUUCCUGGUAUCCCUGGAUUACCCUUACCGCCAUCUUUUCCCAUCACACCUUACCUACUUCAACCUUCCUUUUUUCCGCACCCCACUGAUUCUCAAGAAUUGGCUGAAAUAAAACAGCAUAUACAGAAAGAAAUCAUCAGGGGUUUGAGUAUGUCUGGCGGCAGACUUGUUCCAAAUGAACAAGAAAUUCAGGGAAAAUUAGAGCCAGAAGAAGAAGAACAAAAGCCACCACCGUCCAUCUCUCCGAUACCAUCACCGCACUCUGACUCACCCAGACCACCAAUGACUAAUACCCUCGUUCCCCAAACAGAUUCUGUAAAAAUGGUUAUUAAGAAUGGUGUUUUGAUGCCGAAACAAAAACAACGGCGUUAUAGAACUGAGAGACCCUUCUCGUGCUCUCAAUGCUCUGCCCGCUUUACGUUGCGCUCCAACAUGGAAAGGCAUGUAAAGCAGCAGCAUCCACAGCAUUGGAGCGUGCGGAGACCAGCCCCGAGGGCUCCGCCACCAUACCCUAUGUCCGAUAAUAUGAACGAGAGGAUGAAGUUCGCACUAUUAGCUCGCCAUCUUGAAAGGCCCUUACAACAAUCUGAACGCUCACCCGUUCGUAGAGAUUCUGAUGAAGUGGCAGACAAUGAAGAAGAUGAAGAGGACGCGCUCAUUAUAGACGAAGAGCCUGACCAGGAAAAUAAGGUGGAAGAUCAUACUGCGGCGCGUCGAGCAGCUGCUGAAAUUCUAAUGGCCACUUGCCAACAGGAAAUGGCCAAAGAUUUUGAUGUUAAAAUAGCUGGAAACUUAAUUAACAAACCUCUCCCUAUCAACAAUGACAAGAACGAGUCUGCAAUGAGUUCCGGCUCACCGACGCAGGAACCACUACCUGUACCGGUGGUGCCCACUCGCAGUGAUGAAGAAGAAGAUGAGGAGGGUUUAGUGGCUUCAACUAGCGAGGGCAACAAUUCUGGCAGCGAUGAAAAUAAGUCUGAAACAGACACAGCUUUACCACCGAAGAAAAAGUCAGCGUACAGUCUAGCACCGAACAGGGUAUCGUGCCCCUACUGCCAUCGGAAGUUUCCCUGGUCAUCAUCACUGCGACGCCACGUGCUCACACACACCGGACAGAAACCGUUUAAGUGCCCGCACUGUACGCUUCUAUUUACCACCAAAUCAAACUGCGACCGUCAUCUACUGAGGAAGCAUGGAGGGUCCGCCAGAGCGGUACUGGCUGAGCCAAUCCCUGAGACGGUCUCCCCACCGCAACCAAUAAAUGACUCGCGAGCGGUACCGGAACGGCCAUACAAAUGCGCUACAUGUCCAACUAGCACAUUUUCCUCUCUUGAAACUUUAAAGAAACAUAUGUCCUCGAGACAUGGAUCAGACUCCCAGCCAGGUUCCCCGACCCCUGAAAUCCUGGAAGAAACCAAUGAUGGUGGUCUAGUCUUCAAGUGCCAUCUUUGUGAAGCCUCCUUCGGAGAUAGAAGCGGAGCGUUAUCGCACUUGGCGAGCAGCCACGCGGCCGAGUACGAGCAGCUGGUCAGCAAGGGAGCUUUGGACGCUGCCAGUGACCGAAGUGAAAGCGCUGAUGAUGACGAGAGAGGGAAAUUUCCCGACCAUGCUAACAGAAAGGUGGUCUGUGCAUUCUGUGUUCGCCGUUUCUGGUCAGCAGAGGACCUCCGUCGUCAUAUGAGGACGCAUUCUGGAGAGCGGCCGUUCGCCUGCGACCUGUGCCGACGUCGUUUUACCUUGAAACACAGCAUGCUGCGACAUCGCAAGAAACAUCGGGAGGAAAUCACAGAUGACGAGGAACCGUCUCCUCCAAAUACUCCACUUGAGGAUGGUAUCACUAAUGGGUACCGAUACCAAGAUGAUGACGGUUCGGGUAGCGAAAUUCCCAGCAACGUGAACAACAACAACUCGCCGCCCUCUGCUCCUUACGAGAAGAAACUGAAACUCGACAUGACGUCGCGCAAAUAUUCCUCGGAGGCAGAAAACGACCCUGAGAACAGCGAUCUCAUUGGUAAACUGCUCGGCAUUCCAGAUAAGACUAUCAAUAAGCUUCUCUCGUCCGCCGACGAGGCAGCAAAAAUUUUGGGAGUAAAUAAAUGA
Spodoptera littoralis (African cotton leafworm) is the source of this 3936-nucleotide messenger RNA. NCBI's taxonomy places the organism in Eukaryota, Metazoa, Arthropoda, Insecta, Lepidoptera, Noctuidae. The record is from the annotation of a GenBank genome assembly.